AUGAUAUGGAGAGGAGGGCUCUUUUUGGGUGCUGCCACCAACAACGAGGCUGAGUACAAAGGCCUGAUCCUGGGCCUGCGAAAGGCGCGUGAACUGAAGAUCACAAGGCUUAAGUUUGAAGCGAUUGAUUUGUGCCAUGUCCUACGAGAACACAACAAAGAAGCUGAUCAAAUGGCGAACUACGCCAUGAACAUCAAAAGAGAUUUUGAUGACAUGAUCGAUCCUGAUGAUGAUGAAGAUAUGAUCGAAUUACACAGAGGUAUGCACUCUGAUACUUACUCGAAUGAGAUCCGAUGGAUUAAGAACAAAUUCAGGAUGUAA
This is a messenger RNA of Guillardia theta CCMP2712, 321 nucleotides long. RefSeq lists its product as hypothetical. The coding region runs from base 1 to 321 and encodes 106 amino acids. The record is from RefSeq and is a predicted model, not a curated record. NCBI's taxonomy places the organism in Eukaryota, Cryptophyceae, Pyrenomonadales, Geminigeraceae. The transcript is spliced from 3 exons. Gene Ontology annotation, molecular function: nucleic acid binding.